Klebsormidium nitens is the source of this 1569-nucleotide messenger RNA. NCBI's taxonomy places the organism in Eukaryota, Viridiplantae, Streptophyta, Klebsormidiophyceae, Klebsormidiales, Klebsormidiaceae. The record is from the annotation of a GenBank genome assembly.
AUGGCGCAGCGGUGGCUCGCAUGGCGCUCGUGGUUUGGGCCGCCUCUCAUCACCGCGGCAUACCUGGGUGUUGCCCAGUUUGGAAGGCUCCUGGUGGACAGCAAGACCCAUAGUGCGUCCGUCUGGCCUCCUUCUGGGGUUGGCCUGGCAGCUGCUCUCCACUUUGGCAGGCCAUCAGCAGCUGUAGGCAUUGCGGCCGGCUCACUAUUGCAUCUCCUCUUGAUGUACCUGACGACCGAGAGGUACCACCGGACAAUCUUCCUCGCAAUCUCCCCAGCUUUUGCGGCAAUCAACGUCCUGGAAGCUCUUGUGAACUGCACACUCAUCCAGUUCGUAUCAAAACAAAGGUCGGGGUGGUUUGAAACUUGGCGGGGAGCGGUCCUUUUCUUUCUUCCGAUCCCGUUCGCCCCCCUCGCAUCUGCUUACCUCAUUGCUUUCUUACUUGCCCUUGUCAAUUUUGUCCCAACAGCUUACGUGGCCAAGUAUGCCACUGCUAUGCUAGUUCUUGCAACACCUGCUUUGGGUAAUCAGGAGGUCACUGGGGCAAUCUUUCUCGCAAUGGCCAUGGUUAUUGUCGGAACCGCCCGGGGGAUGGGUCCAUUCAGUGGCGACAACCACUCGCCAAUCUUUUGGCUGACGUUGGAGCAGAUCUACAUAUGCGUCACCAGUGCCAAGACGAUCUGUAUUGCAGCCUUGUCACGUGAAAAAGACGACAAGCACGUGCAACUGCAGAGGGUCAACGAGUUGCUCGAGACGCGGGUGCAGCACAGAACAAGCGAGUCAACGGCUGCGAUUGACCGUGCGGAGGAGGUUGGUCGGCAGAAGCUGGGAUUCGUGAGGCAUGUACGCGAAGAGAUACGCGCGCCUCUGGUAGGGAUCCAACGGCUGUGCUUUACUGAAAGCCCUCUCGACAUUGACUCCCUCCGGGCACGGGUGGCCGGCACGGCAGAGCUGCUGGUCACCGUUCUGGACGACCUGGUCGACGUGGGGUACGGCGAAGGUGGCAGGCUGUGCUCUGAGAUGCUGAAGUUUGAACCGGAGGCGCUCUUUAGGCGUGCACUGGACCUGGUCAGGCCGGAUCUAUCGAAGGUGGCCACCCUUGAAGCUGACAAGGACCUUCCUCGGUAUGCCGAAGGCGACAUGAAGAAGCUGCAGCGCUGCCUGGUUGCGAUGAUCAACUGCUGCUGCACCGGUGAUGUGUGUUCGGUCCGGCUUGGCAUCCUGUGCAUGCCGCCCGAGAUGAUGGCGAACGGCGUCCAUUCCCGCCACAGGCUGUGGAUACGCUUCGAGGUGCAUGCAGAGCCUCACGGGGGGCAAGCAACGGACCUCGAGGGCGGCUGGGUGCUCAACCCAUACGAUCCAAAAACCUCUGUGGAUGACCGCCCCGUGGUGCUAGCUGACGAGAUGGGUGGACGGCUCUUCCGAGCCCGCGACGGCCUCAGUGCAAGGCUGGAGGUCCCUUUAAGACGCACAAUGGACAACAACUCCCUGGGGUCCAGUGUCCGCUUCCGUGAGGCCCGAGCGCAAGCCAUUCUGGACGGGCUGGAGCUGAGCCCGCAGAAAGAGUAG